AUGUCUGCACCCACGAAGCUAGUCUUCUUUGGAAACGAAUUCCCCAAUGACGAUCUCAAGACCCUCUUCCGCGGCCUGCACCGACACGGCAAGGACCGGCGCUUUCGCCAGCUGGCAACCUUCCUGGAGGAGUCCACUCGCGUGCUCCAGAAUGAAGUUGCCCAGCUUCCCGAGCCGCUGAAGAAGCUGGUGCCUCAUUUCGAAAACCUGAUGCCCUUAACCGAGGUCGACUUUCGUCAAGGCCCUCUGGGAGCUGCUAUGGAAAGCGCGCUGCUGACCAUUCUGGAACUUGGAAUGUUUAUUGGCCACUACGAGGCCGAGGAGCGUGUCUGGGACCUCUCCGCAGACCGAACCACCUUGGCUGGUCUUAGUAUUGGCCUGCUCGCUGCCGCUGGUGUCGCAUUGUCCACUCACUUGGCUGAGGUGGUCCAGAACGGUGCUGAGUGUGUGCGGGUCUCCUUCCGCCUGGGCGUCUACGUCCACGACAUCUCCCGCAAGCUGGAAGCUCCCCAGGCAGACGGCAGCUUGCUCAGCUGGGCUCAUGUUGUCACCGGAGAGUCCGCAUCCGACCUCCAAGAGGAACUGUCACGAUACAACACGGAAACGGGCACUCCCGAGCUGCUCAAGGUGUUCAUCAGUGCUGCCGACAAGACCUCUGUGAGUGUCAGCGGCCCUCCCUCGCGCAUCCGUGCUGCCUUCCGGGCCUCUCAGCGCCUGCGCUACUCCAAGUCUCUUGCCCUUCCUGUGUAUGAUGGUCUCUGCCAUGCCGCACAUCUCUAUGAUGAGGAGACCAUCCGUCGUGUUCUUCACCCCGAUGGAUCCGUCAUCCCCACCUCUCGGCCGGUGCAGCUGGCACUGCUCUCGUCACGGUCUGGACAGCCCUUCGAGGCCACCACGGCCGCUGAGCUGUUCCGCGCCAUCAGCACAGAGCUGCUGACUGGCACCAUCUUCCUGGAUAACAUCACGGCCGGUAUUCUCGACCGUACUGAACGCUGUGCCGACACCACACAGUGUCAGAUCGAGACUUACCGCACUUCGCUGGUGUUUAAGGGUCUGUUAAAAGCACUGGAGGCUUGCUUCCCUGACCGGACCAUCAGCACGACCGACCUUAUCCCCUGGGUGUUCCAGGACUACGGUGCGCGCCAACCCAAGUCAUACGCAGACUCGAAGCUGGCCAUUGUCGGCAUGGCCUGCCGCAUGCCCGGCGGCGCUAAUGAUCUCGACCUCUUUUGGGAGCUGCUUGCACAGGGUCGCGAUACUCACACGACAGUGCCUGCGGAUCGCUUUGACCUUGAAACGCACUACGACCCGACUGGCGAGACCGAGAACGCCACGCGCACUCCCUUUGGCAACUUCAUCGACCAGCCCGGGCUCUUCGAUGCCGGAUUCUUCAACAUGUCCCCCCGGGAGGCUGAGCAGACUGACCCCAUGCACCGUCUUGCCCUUGUCACCGCUUACGAAGCCCUGGAGAUGGCAGGUGUUGUCUCUGGCCGCACGCCUUCGUCCAACCCCAAGCGCAUUGCCACCUUCUACGGACAGGCCAGUGACGACUGGCGUGAGCUGAACGCGUCUCAGAACAUCGGCACCUACGCCGUGCCUGGUGGUGAGCGUGCCUUUGCCAACGGUCGCAUCAACUACUUCUUCAAAUUUGGCGGUCCUUCCUUUAACCUGGACACUGCCUGCUCCAGCGGUUUGGCUGCCGUCCAGGCGGCUUGCUCUGCCCUGUGGGCCGGUGAAGCCGAUACUGUCCUGGCCGGCGGACUGAACAUCAUCACUGACCCCGACAACUACGCUGGUCUGGGCAACGGCCACUUCCUGUCACGCACCGGCCAGUGCAAGGUCUGGGACCAGUCUGCUGAUGGCUACUGCCGUGCCGACGGUGUUGGCUCUGUUGUGAUCAAGCGUCUUGAGGAUGCGGAAGCAGACAAUGAUAAUAUCCUGGCUGUCGUGUUAUCCGCUGCCACUAACCAUUCGGCGGAGGCUAUCUCCAUUACCCACCCUCAUGCUGGCGCCCAGAAGGAGAAUUAUACUCAGGUGCUGCACCAAGCGGCUGUCAACCCGCUGGAUGUGAGCUAUGUUGAGCUCCACGGCACCGGUACCCAGGCAGGUGACGCUCAGGAGGCUGAAUCAGUGUUGGAUGUCUUCGCUCCCCGGACUCAUCGUCGUCGGGCCGACCAGCCGCUGUACUUGGGCGCGGUGAAAAGUAACAUCGGACACGGCGAGGCGGCCGCUGGUAUUGCCUCCCUGCUCAAGGUGCUGCUUAUGUACCAGAAGAACGAGAUCCCUGCUCACAUCGGUAUCCCCACUGUCAUCAACCCGGCCAUUCCCACGGAUCUCGAGCAGCGCCAGGUUCAUUUGCCUCGAAGCAAGACUGCCUGGCCCCGGGCUGCAGGCCAGAUUCGCCGCGCCAUUGUGAAUUCUUUCGGUGCGCACGGUGGUAACACAACCCUUGUAUUGGAAGAUGCCCCUGAGAAGCAGGUGACUGUGGCCCGCGAGGAGCGCUCGACGCACCCUGUCGUCAUCUCCGCCAAGUCGAAGAAGUCCUUGGCUGCCAACUUGGAGACUCUCCUUGCCUACCUCGACGAGAAGCCAGAAACUGAUCUUGGUGACCUAUCUUACACGACCUGUGCGCGGCGCAUGCACCACAGCUGGCGCGUGGCCACAGCUGUCAGCGAUAUUCCCGCCCUGCAAAAGUUCCUACGCAACACCGUGAAUAACGACGCCGUGUCUCAAACCCGGCCUAUUCCCACCGAAGCUCCCCCUGUGGUGUUUACUUUCACCGGCCAGGGUGCAUACUAUGCUGGACUGGCACAGGGUCUUUUCCAGGCUUUGCCUUCCUUCCGCGCUGAGGUGCGCCAGCUUGAUCAUCUGUCCCAGCGGCUGGGAUUCCCCUCGAUUGUGCCGGUCAUCCUCGGUGAGGUGGAAGAAGGAAGUGCUACGGCCCUGGUCACGCAGCUCAGCAUUGUGAUCGUGGAGAUAGCCCUGGCUCGGCUCUGGCUUCUUUUUCUGGGUAUUCCCGCUCCUCACGCCGUGAUCGGCCACAGUCUGGGCGAAUAUGCCGCCUUGGCUGUUGCUGGCGUGCUCUCCACAGCAGAUGUUCUCUAUCUGGUCGGCCACCGGGCCCAGCUCAUCGAGGAAUAUUGCACCCCCGGCAGCCAUGCCAUGCUCUCGGUGCGCGCGACCAUUGCUGACAUUGAGCGUCUGAUUGGAACUGGCCCGGAUGCACCCACUUACGAGCUGUCCUGCCAGAACACGCACCAGGACACAGUCAUCGGCGGCUCGAUCCCGGACCUCAAUGCCAUCCGCGAGAAGCUCGAGCCUGAAGGCAUCAAGUGUGUCAACGUCGAUGUUCCCUUCGCCUUCCACACCGCGCAGAUGGACGCUGUCCGGGAACGCCUAGCCAAGGCCGUCGCCUCCGUGCCCUUCAAGACCCCCAGCGUCCCGGUCCUCUCUCCCCUGCUGGGCAGUGUCGUCUUCGACGGCAAGUCCAUCAACCCAGAGUACAUUGUGCGGGCUACCCGCGAGCCCGUCCAGUUCGCGGCUGCCAUCGACGCCGCCCAGGAGCUCGGAAUCGUCAACAACCAGACCGUCUGGGUCGACAUUGGCCCGCACCCCAUCUGCGCCAGCUUCGUACGCAGUUUGGUGUCUGGCGCGCGCAUCGUCUCGUCCUGCCGCCGCAACGAAGACAACUUUGCCACUAUGGCCAAGAGUCUCUGCACGCUGCAUCUGGCCGGCCGCACUCCCUCUUGGGCCGAGUACUUCCGCCCCGACGAGCAGGCCUACUCUCUGCUCCGCUUGCCCAAGUACCGCUGGAACGAGGUUAACUACUGGAUCCAGUACCUAGGUACCUGGACCUUGGAUAAGGCGCAUAUCAAGAACAGCGGCAGCCAGAAGCGUGCCAUCACUGAUGGACCAUACGUGUCUUCCCUGCGCACCUCUCUCAUCCACCAGGUCACCGAAGAAACCAUCGACAAGACCACCGCCACCCUCAAGGCAAUCUCCGACAUUCAGCACCCCGACUUCCUCGAAGCCGUGCACGGUCACACCAUGAACAACUGCGGCGUUGCCACCUCCUCCAUCUGGACAGAUAUGGCCAUGACCGUCGGCGAGCACCUAUACCGUCGCCUGGUUCCGGGCACCGACAACGUCCUCAUGGACCUGUGCGACUUCGAAGUCCAACAUGCCCAAGUCGCCAACACCAACUCCAACACCCCGCAACCACUGGCCCUCGAAGCCCACCUCGACCUUCCCACCCGCCACAUGUCCCUUGCCUGGUACGACGUCGAUGCCACCACCAACCAGCGCGCCGCAGCCCCCUUCGCCACCGGCAGCAUCAAGUACCCUGCAGACCCAACCGGCGCAGCCUGGUCCACCGAAUGGUCCCGCAUCACCCAUCUCAUCCACGGGCGCAUCGAAGCCCUGCAGCACCUGGCCUCGGAGAACAAAGCCAGCACGCUCUCCAAACCUCUCGCCUACGCGCUCUUCAAGAAUGUCGUCGAUUAUGCCCCCCGCUACCGCGGCAUGGACCGCGUCGUCAUCCAUGACCACGAAGCCUUCUCCGACAUCACUCUUACCACCGACCGCCACGGCACCUGGCACACCCCGCCCCACUGGAUCGACAGCGUCUCGCACCUGGCCGGCCUGGUCAUGAACGGUAGUGACGCCUCCAACACAAGGGACUUCUUCUACGUCACCCCUGGCUGCGGUAGCUGCCGCAUGACUGAGCCUUUGAUUGCCGGAGGCAAGUACCGGAACUAUGUCCGCAUGUUCCCCAUGCCGGACGAGGCCCACAUGUACGCGGGCGACUUGUACAUCCUCCGCGAGGACAAGAUCAUCGGUGUCGUGGAACAGCUCAAGUUCCGUAGAGUGCCCCGCUUGUUGAUGGAUCGGUUCUUCUCGCCGAAUAAGAAUGCAGCUGCACAUGCUGCUCCUGCCGCUGCUCCGGUGGUGAAGAAGCAACCCUCCACUCCCACUCCCACGGAGACUACCACUUCCGAGCCGGCCAAGACAGAGCAGAAGCAAGUCCAGCUCCAGCUUCCUAAUAUCACCUCUGCUGCACCCUCGACAGCUAGCAGCUCAUCUUCUCCCUCCUCCAGCGGCGUCGCAACACCCACCACUGAACAGGAGGCCCCCGUCGCCGAUGCAUCAGCAGUAACUGGUGUAGCCGGCAAGUGUCUGGAAUUGAUUGCCAACGAGACAGGGCUGGGUGUGGCAGAGCUUACUGCGGACGCGACAUUCGUGCAGCUGGGCGUGGAUUCGCUGAUGUCGCUGGUGCUGUCGGAGAAGUUGCGCAGUGAGAUGGGAUUGGAGAUCAAGAGUUCGUUGUUCUUGGAGUGUCCUACUGUGGGGGAUCUGACGGGGUGGUUGGAGCAGUAUUGCUGA
Aspergillus vadensis CBS 113365 is the source of this 5382-nucleotide messenger RNA. It is a transcript of the gene nscA, whose product is annotated as non-reducing polyketide synthase nscA. Gene Ontology annotation, biological process: fatty acid biosynthetic process; secondary metabolite biosynthetic process. NCBI's taxonomy places the organism in Eukaryota, Fungi, Ascomycota, Eurotiomycetes, Eurotiales, Aspergillaceae. The record is from RefSeq and is a predicted model, not a curated record. Bases 1 to 5382 code for a protein of 1793 amino acids. Gene Ontology annotation, molecular function: 3-oxoacyl-[acyl-carrier-protein] synthase activity; phosphopantetheine binding; fatty acid synthase activity. The transcript has a single exon.